AUGUAGGUGCAUGUCCAACUCUGAAUUUGUGGCUUUAAUCUUCUGAAUUCUGUAUGUGAUCCAGGAAAUAACAUUCUAUUAUGACACCGGCAAAUGUUUCAACCCUUUUGCAUGUCUCUGUUACUGCCAUGAUUUCCCACUUUGUGAUUUAUAAAAGGAAAUAAGGGAGGGGGCUCUAUAGGCGGGCUGAACGACCCUUCCACAUGUUAUCAGGAGUUGGAAAUACUGAGCGCCAGAGGAGCGCAGCGCACCGCAGCGAGUGCGCACAGGAACUUGCAGAGACAACUCCUCUAGUUCCUCAUCGCUUCAUUUCAAAAAUCAUCUUUGGACAUUUGAAUUUUUAUUUUUUUUAUUUUUAUUUUUUGCCAAAUCCCGUCCUUCAGAGCAUUUUUUUUCUUCCUUGAAUGAGCAUGACGGUUGCUGCUCAUAUGACUGAUUUCACUUGAGGCUAUACAGGAGAGAAAGCGAAAUGGAGACGUUUACAAUACAUGACCUCCUCGUAAAUUCAACUGAUCUCAACAAGAUUUUGUGCAGUCUUGGCAUCAAGAAUAUUUCCGAUUGCGAGAGCGAGCAGGACCCCCCACCAGAACAUAAAGACAUCAAUCAGACCGUACGGAUCGUCCUCUACAGCCUCAUCUUCCUCCUCAGCAUCCUGGGCAACAGCCUCAUCAUCGCCGUCCUGGUGAGAAACAGGCGCAUGAGAACCGUCACCAACCUGUUCCUGCUGUCUCUGGCUGCCAGCGACCUGAUGGUCUCCCUGGUCUGCAUCCCCUUCACCCUCAUCCCCAACCUCAUGAGGAACUUCAUCUUCGGCACUGGCAUAUGCAAGCUGGUCAUGUACUUCAUGGGGGUCUCAGUAAGUGUUUCCACCUUCAACUUGGUGGCCAUCUCCCUGGAGCGCUACAGUGCCAUUUGCAACCCACUGACCUCCAGGUCGUGGCAGACAAAGUCCCACGCUGCUAAAGUCAUCACCGCAACUUGGGUGGCCUCCUUCAUACUGAUGCUGCCCUACCCCAUUUCCAGCACCCUCAAGCCCUUCACCCGCCUCAACAACAGCACCGGGCACAUGUGUCGGCUGGUGUGGCCCAACGACACCAUCCAGCAGUCCUGGUAUGUGUCUCUGUUGUUACUGCUCUUCCUGAUCCCUGGGAUUGUCAUGAUGACAGCCUAUGGACUCAUCUCCUUGGAGCUCUUUCGCGGCAUCAGGUUUGAGAUGUCCAACAGGAGAUCAAGCAGAGACCGACAAUCCAGCACUGGCAGCAUCAAACCAGGUGACAGUGAUGGCUGUUACUUGCAGCCGUCUAAAAAGAAGAGCGCAACGGUCAGUACUGGCAACUUUCCCAACUCCAGCAGCAAGCCAAUGAUGGGGCGUGUGUGCAGCAGCAGCUCUACAUCCAACCUGAUGGCCAAGAAGCGUGUGAUCCGCAUGCUCCUGGUCAUUGUCUUUCUCUUUUUCCUGUGCUGGACCCCCGUCUUCGUGGUCAACGCGUGGCAGGCUUUCGAUCGGCGCUCGGCCUACCGUCUGACCGGUGCGCCCAUCUCCUUCAUCCACCUGCUGUCCUACACCUCAGCCUGCGUCAACCCCAUCAUUUACUGCUUCAUGAACAAGCGUUUCCGCCAGGGCAUGCUGGCCACCUUCACCUGCUGCAGCUGCUUCAGGAGGAGCAGCAGAGGCGGUUCGGGGAGGUCGUCUGGAAGCAGAAUGACUAAAGGGGAAGUGAGCAGAUCGAGAUCGGGGCCAAAGAUCCCUGAGCAGAAUGGUCACACCCCGCCAAGUGGAGGCAGCACACGCUUCACGUACACCGGCAUCCGUGCAUCAGCCUGGAGUGAGUUGACUUAGACUGGACUGAUGUGUCUGUGUGAAAGUACUGGCCUGAGUGCAAACACAUGAAGGAAUCUGUGGUGUGUUAUUUUAGCGUAAAGCCCUCACAGUGCUUAUAGGACUAGUUUAUGAGCAGCUAUGUCGCUUUAGCUCAAGUGUGACAUGACAUGGGUACGUUAUAUUGUCUGUGGAGCAGAACUGGCGCACAUUCAGUGCUCUACUAGCACAUCAACAAGGCCAAAUGUUUCCGUAAAGCUUGGAGCAUUCAAAGUGGCUAAGUGAUACCUGAUCAUAUAUGGCUUCAGGGGUCACAAGUCUGACAGAAAGAUAAAAAGCCUAUCCUUUUUUCAUAUUUAACCACAUUUUACUGCAUCUGUAACUGAGCAGGCACUAGAAAGUCUUUCAGAAACCACGUAACUACUUUUCAAGUUAAUCAGUGUCAAAAGGUUAACACAAAAGGAUAAGCAUCUUCUUACAUAUCUCUCAUGAAAACACCGAGGUCUGGCUCACUCGAUGUUUUCAACAAUGUCAGUUCAAGGUUUUCUUGCUAGCUAAUCUGCAGACGUGACUGCAGUUGUUUGCCCAGUUUAUGUCAAAGUCAAAGAAAUACCUUCAAAGUCAAUGUGACUUUAAAGAACUACUGUUAUAGUUGUUUAAGUGGAGAAGAAUAUUGUCACAAUUUCUUUAAUAGCUAGACUGUACAGGUCACGCAUGCUUUGUCUUACUAGUCAUUUCUGAAAAUAUAUUAUGAGACCUUCCUGACUUGUGUAAUCCAUCAUAUUGUGUAGUAAUACAGCUAAAAUGUCACGACAUUAACUCUCAACAUGAAGGCAGGUUUAAAGAAAGUUUCACCAAGAAUUGAUCCAGAGACUUUAUCUAAAAGAUCAAUAAAGUCACAGAUGGGUUUGUAUACUACUAUUUUGGCAUCUUGGUGUCCUGAAACUGGAUAGAGCGAAUGAGUAUAUCUGAUCGAAAAAAAACAAAAACAAACUGAGGUUCUUGUCAAUCACAAGGGAGCCACAUCCUAAACCUUGAUGUAUUGUCUGUUUUCCACUAAAGAGGACUAUAAUUUACAAAUUAACAUCAUGGAAUAUGAAAACAAACUUGAUGCUACCAACUGAAAUGAUAAAACUCACUAAGAAAACGACUGAAGUAACAUAUCAAUAAGAAGUGAGUCCUUUCUGCCUGGAUUUGUAUUUAAUCUGACUUCUUUAAGCAACAAGAGAAGUCGCCUCCUGCUGGUCAGAAAGAAAUGUAAAACACUUUACUUGUUUGUUUACAAAAAAUAUUAAUGCUAAGCUAAGCGUCUCCUGACUCUAGCUUCAUAAAUUAUGCUGACAAUCCUAUUUUCCCCAACAUGUGAGACCAUUUAUUACUCAGCCAAGGAACACGGUAGAGUUAUGAUUGGCAUACGUUUGUCUCUCUGUUCGUCUGUCUUUGCACAACAUUACUCACAAACGGACAAACAGAUUUGGAUGAAAUUUUCAGGGAAGGUCAGAAAUGACACAUGGACCAAGUCAUUAGAUUUUAGCAGCGAUGCAGCUUACAGUCUGGUUUCAUGGAUUUGUUAAAGAUUUCUGUAUCACUGCAAGAUGGUGGCAUGGCAUCACUGUAACUAUGACAACAAGUGAACACUACAUAACAUGAUUGUGAUCCAAUUACAAAUCGACCGCUGUGGACUUUUCUGUCGGAAAUCAUACAAGGAACAGUUGACUAAAUUGUCGAGGUGUUUUGAGUCCCAUCAAUUCCUGCUGUCCCCUACAUAUUUAGGUCACGCAAUUCGGUAUCCGUACAAAACAUACACAUGCAUAGCACACGCUUGUGCUCAGCGCAAGGUCAUUUUUUAUUAAAGAUAUUAUCUGUCAGAAAUUAUGCAGUGACUGAGCAGCCUUGGAGGAGUACUGUGCUCUCUGAGUGCCUCUCUUGUUGUUUAAUGUAAUGGAUUACACAACUAACAUUUGCCUUUCUAUUCAGAAAUACUUCAAAGUCGUGUUAGACAUACAACGCAUCUAAGACAUCACUCAUUGGUUUGUGGAUUUAAAUUUGGAACUUGGCUGCCUUCAUCUUUUCAAACCUGACACCAAAAGUGAGCAGUGUGAUCUGAAUAGGAAUUUGAGGACACUAUACGAUACAGCAGUGACCUGCCAAUCACAAGGUAGUCACUGCUUGAUCAUCUACUAUACUCAAAAAUGGACGAUAAUUUACUAAAUAAACAUCAUGCUGUAUUGAAGGAGUCUUGAAACUAGGGAUUGAGACCAUAAACUUAAUAGGAAAACAUUUACUGAGGUAGCAGAUCAAGGAAGAAGUUGGGUCAUUUUCUCAUAGACUUUUAUUACCUCCGCCAGGAGGUUAUGUAAUCACCGGAGUUUGUUUGUCUGUCUGUCUGUGUGUGUGUCCGUUUGUCUGUUAACAGCAUAACUCAAAAAGUCAUGGACGGAUUUUCACCAAAUUUUUACAGGAUGUCCGGAAGAGCAAAAGUAACAAUCGAUUAGAUUUUGGAGGUGAUCCGGAUCACCGUCUGGAUCCAGGAUUUUUUUUGAAGGUCUCUGUCCAAUUGAGAGAACUGUAAACACUUCCCGGAAGUGUUUACAGUUGUACUGUAAUAUUAAGAUCACAAGUAUUGCCUUUGAAUGUUUCUCCACAAUUGUCAGACAUUUGGAUUCUGGUGGAAGACAGAAAAACCCAAUGGAUCCAGACGGUGAUCCGGAUCACCUCCAAAAUCUAAUCGAUUGUCUGGAUCCAGACGGUGAUCCGGAUCACCUCCAAAAUCUAAUCGAUUGUCUGGAUCCAGACGGUGAUCCGGAUCACCUCCAAAAUCUAAUCGAUUGUUACUUUUGCUCGUCCGGACAUCCUGUAAAAAUUUGGUGAAAAUCCGUCCAUGACUUUUUGAGUUAUGCUGUUAACAGACAAACGGACACACACACAAACAGACAGACAGACAAACAGAUGGCCUGGCGGAGGUAUGCGCUCUCCGAGUGCUUUUCGAGUUUAAUCAGAUUUCUUUUUUUGCAACAGCAGGUGUCGCCUCCUGUUGGCUGUUAGAAUGAAUGCAGGUGUAAGACAUUUUCGUGUUUAUUUUUUUGUCUUUUCAAACUCAAAAGCUACAUUUGUCUUUUAAAUACAGUGCACGAAAUCACAAAAGCAGCAUUAAUAUUUGUGACUUUUAAUCAUGUAGCUACUGGCUUCCCCUAUGUGCCAGAAACAAUCUCACUUUUGUAAACAGGCUACUAUUUGUCAUCUUCAGCAGUGACUGCCUGGUACGCUGCAGUGUAAACCUACUCAGUAGCUUCAAAACAAAAAUCCCCCACUGCACAAGUAGUUCUGCUCACGUCCUUGACCCACUGUGUGUGUGUGGUUACCUAAGGGAUUGUACAGUGUGUACAAUGUGAACUGGAGAGGCCUUAUCAAUAUGUGGGACUCUAAACACCUGCAGCUCCUCUUCAAAGAGUGAAUUCCUGGCAUUAGCCGCGGUUCGUCCUGUUAAAUAUAGCAGCAUCGAUGUAGCAACAUAUUCUGUGUCUCUGUAUCAGUAUGUUGUGUAAAUUGUUUCUUUUAACCAAAUGGAAAAUGUUGUAUUUUUCAAGUGUUUUGUUCUGCUGCAUGAUACUUUGCUCAUAACUGAAUGUAUAAACAUAAUCCCAGUAAAUGUACUGGUUUGUAAUGUACACGGUGUCUACAACGCAUCAACUAAUAGCUGACCUUGAUUGCCUAGUAUGCAGACUCGGGGCAGAGGAGCUUGGAGCUUUUAACAGCUUUCAGGGGAUGUAAAGAACAGAGGGAAUCUGCUGGGACUUCUUCCCAGGGAUAAGAGCUCCAUUUGGGCUCAGUGGACGCCCAAAGCUCUGACCCGCCUUCACACUGCAGCCGCUGGGAGACGUUUAACCGUCACUGGAGGGGAGAAAAGAUAAAAUAUGGCUCAGUUAAGUCUUUACACAAGGAAAAGGAAGCUAUUUUUGCUGAAAUAUUUAAAGUGAAGUGUAAAUCCAUACUUGCUUAAGCUUCAGGUGACGAUUAAAAACAUACACAAACCGAGA
This is a messenger RNA of Acanthochromis polyacanthus (spiny chromis), 5856 nucleotides long. RefSeq names its product cholecystokinin A receptor (gene cckar). The record is from RefSeq and is a predicted model, not a curated record. Gene Ontology annotation, biological process: neuropeptide signaling pathway. The coding region runs from base 470 to 1840 and encodes 456 amino acids. The transcript is spliced from 5 exons. Lineage: Eukaryota; Metazoa; Chordata; Actinopteri; Pomacentridae. Gene Ontology annotation, molecular function: gastrin receptor activity; neuropeptide receptor activity. Gene Ontology annotation, cellular component: membrane.